AGCUCCCAACGCUCUCUUAUCAUCUCUCUCUCUCUCCGAGCUGCGAGAGAGAAACGAUUCUCUCUCUUCAGCCAACGGCCAUCAACUCCCUCCGAUCACCGGCCAUGCGGACCUCCCAUCCCUCGCGCCCUCUGUGCUUCCGCCUCUUCGCCCUCUCCCUCCCUCUCUUCCCGAGCUCCCGGCCCCCUCCCUCCGGGCGCCUCCCGAGAUCGACGGCCGUCGGUGGUCCGCCGCCGCCUCGGCUCUGCGUCCGGAGCUGCGGCUCCGUGACCGCGAGGCCGUCAUCGGAGGUCAGGAAGCGGCGCGGCGGCGGCGGCGGGCCGGAGCCCGACUUGAAGCUCCGGGCUCUCCGCGAGCUCUUCUCGAGGCCUGGGAUCGGCAUCGAUGCGUACGUCGUUCCUUCUCAGGACGCGCACCAGAGUGAGUUCAUUGCAGAAUGUUAUACGAGGAGGGCCUAUAUAUCAGGUUUUACAGGCAGUGCUGGCACUGCUGUCGUCACAAAGGAUAAAGCAGCUCUAUGGACAGAUGGACGUUAUUUUCUUCAGGCCGAGAAUCAGCUAAACUCCAGUUGGAUUCUCAUGCGGGCUGGUAAUCUAGGAGUUCCAACAACUAGUGAAUGGCUCAAUGACGUUCUGGCUCCUGGAUGCAGAAUUGGCAUUGAUCCUUUUCUCUUCUCUUCUGAUGCUGCGGAAGAAUUAAAGGAGGCUAUUGCUAAGAAAAAUCAUGAGCUGGUUCUCCUGUACAAUAUAAACUUGGUGGAUGUAGUAUGGAAAGAAAGGCCAAAAUCUCCAACUAAGCCAGUUAGAAUUCAUGAUCUAAAAUUCGCUGGCUUAGACGUGGCAUCAAAACUCUCUUUCCUGAGGGCCGAAUUUGUUGAUGCUGGUGCAUCUGCCAUCAUUAUAUCGAUGCUUGAUGAAGUGGCGUGGCUAUUAAACCUGAGAGGAAGUGAUGUUCCACAUUCUCCAGUCGUGUAUGCCUAUUUACUUGUGAAGACUGAUACAGCUGAGUUAUUCGUUGAUAGUUCCAAAAUCACACCGGAAGUGAUGGAUCAUUUGAAAAAUGCAGGCGUUGAGUUGAGACCAUAUGAUAAAAUUCUGUCUGAAAUAGAAAAUUUGGCGAAACAAGGGGGAAAUCUUUGGUUAGACACAUCAUCAAUGAACGCUGCCAUUGUCAACACCUACAAGUCUGCCUGUGAUAAGUAUCUGAAUAAAAAGAGUAAGGCUAGGGUUCAAGAUUACAAUGGUCGAUCAGCCAUGCCAUCUGGAGUUUAUAGGGCUUCCCCUAUCUCUUUGGCCAAGGCAGUGAAAAAUGAUGCUGAGUUGCAGGGAAUGCGAAACUCUCAUUUAAGGGAUGCAGCAGCUCUAGCUCAUUUCUGGGUCUGGUUGGAAGAAGAAAUUAAUAGGGGUGCUAAACUUACAGAAGUGGAAGUUGCAGAUAAGCUCCUCGAGUUUCGUUCUAUGCAGGACGGUUUCAUUGAUACAAGCUUCGACACAAUAAGUGGUUCUGGGGCCAAUGGUGCUAUCAUACAUUACAAACCAGAACCAGGCAGUUGCAGUGUUUUGGAUGUCCAGAAGCUGUUCCUGCUAGAUAGUGGUGCUCAAUAUGUUGAUGGAACAACCGAUAUAACAAGAACAGUGCAUUUUGGGGAACCCACACCACGACAAAAGGAAUGCUUUACCCGAGUUUUGCAGGGCCACAUAGCUCUCGAUCAAGCUGUUUUUCCUGAAAAUACCCCUGGCUUUGUCCUGGAUGCGUUCGCUCGCUCGUCUCUAUGGAAGAUUGGCCUCGACUAUCGGCAUGGGACUGGACAUGGCGUGGGAGCUGCACUGAAUGUUCAUGAAGGACCCCAAAGUAUUAGUUUCCGCUAUGGGAAUCUGACCUCCCUACAGAAAGGCAUGGUUGUGAGCAACGAACCUGGUUACUACGAAGACCAUGCCUUUGGCAUUCGUAUUGAGAACCUUCUUACUGUGGUGGAGAUGAACACGCCAAAUCGCUUUGGAGGGGUUGGUUAUCUUGGAUUUGAGAAACUUACGUUUGUUCCGAUUCAGACGAAAAUGGUGGACUCGGCCUUGCUCUCUUCCGCUGAGAUCAACUGGCUCAACGACUACCAUGCACAAGUCUGGGAAAAGGUUUCGCCGCUGCUAGACGGUUCCGCUCGUCAAUGGCUUUGGGACAAUACGCGACCCCUCCCAAUUCAGUGAUUACCGUUAAGUUUCUUUCGUUAUUAUAAAAUUUGUUUGGGACUCUGUCCCACUGUUGUGUGGAAUUGCCGUUACAAUAAAUUGUAGGAUGAUAUGCCGAAUCAGCUUAAAAGCGAACAGCGAUGGCGACAGUAUUCACCUAAGACUGAAUGCUUAAACUGCACCGUUAAGAGUAUACAAUCAAACAGGAGAGCAAAUUACAGAGACCUAAUUUC
Syzygium oleosum is the source of this 2416-nucleotide messenger RNA. Its product is annotated as aminopeptidase P2-like. Gene Ontology annotation, molecular function: metalloaminopeptidase activity. The transcript is spliced from 13 exons. NCBI's taxonomy places the organism in Eukaryota, Viridiplantae, Streptophyta, Magnoliopsida, Myrtales, Myrtaceae. The coding region runs from base 105 to 2201 and encodes 698 amino acids. The record is from RefSeq and is a predicted model, not a curated record.